Rubroshorea leprosula is the source of this 1618-nucleotide messenger RNA. NCBI's taxonomy places the organism in Eukaryota, Viridiplantae, Streptophyta, Magnoliopsida, Malvales, Dipterocarpaceae. The record is from the annotation of a GenBank genome assembly.
CCUCAAUCCAUCAUCAAUUCAUUCCCUUUCUUUUCCACUAGCAUAUGUCUCAAAGGUCUUGCGUUCCUCAUUCUUCUUCAAUAGCUUUCGGUCUCCAUUCUCAUCUCCUGGUUUCCAGUGAGAUGAACCCCAAUUCGAAUUGGUCUUAGUAAUUAAUUUCUCUUUUUCUGUUUUAAUUUUUACCCCAAACCCAUCUGGGAUUUGCUUGAUUCGUUCAAGUUUGAAGGAAAAAGAUUCCAUCUUUUGUGAUAAUUUUGAGGGCAAAUCAUGGGUAUUAAAGGUUUUGUUGAAGGAGGGAUUGCAUCUAUUGUGGCUGGAUGCACCACUCACCCCCUUGAUCUGAUCAAAGUUCGAAUGCAGCUGCAGGGGGAGACCCAGGUGCCGAACCAUGCUGUUCAGACUCUUCGCCCUUCGCUUGCCUUUCAAACCACUGGCGGUGCUGCUGCUGCGCCGUCCUCUGCCAUCCACGUGCCACAGCCGGUGCGUGUGGGGCCGAUCGCAACUGGGGUUCGUAUUGUUCAGACGGAGGGCGUGGCCGCGCUCUUUUCUGGGGUUUCUGCCACCGUUCUUCGCCAGACUCUCUACUCUACCACCCGUAUGGGUCUGUACGACAUCCUCAAGCAGAAAUGGACCGAUCCGGAGGCCCGUACCAUGCCUCUCGGGCGCAAGAUCGCUGCGGGUCUAAUCGCCGGAGCAAUCGGCGCGGCUGUUGGGAACCCGGCUGAUGUGGCAAUGGUCCGAAUGCAAGCCGACGGCCGGCUCCCUCCAGCCCAGCGCCGCAACUACACAAGCGUAAUAGACGCCAUCACUCGGAUGAGCAAGCAGGAAGGCAUCACCUCCCUGUGGCGCGGGUCGUCGCUGACGGUAAACCGUGCAAUGUUGGUGACGGCGUCCCAGCUGGCAUCCUACGACCAGUUCAAGGAAAUGAUCCUGGAAAAGGGCGUUAUGAAGGACGGGCUGGGGACCCACGUGACAGCGAGCUUCGCCGCUGGGUUUGUGGCCGCGGUGGCAUCAAACCCUGUGGACGUGAUUAAGACACGGGUGAUGAACAUGAACGUGGAGCCCGGCGAGAAGCCACCGUACGCAGGGGCCCUGGACUGCGCGAUAAAGACAGUGAGGGCAGAGGGUCCGAUGGCGCUGUACAAGGGUUUCAUACCAACGAUUUCGAGGCAGGGGCCGUUCACGGUGGUACUGUUCGUGACACUGGAACAGGUUCGAAAGUUGAUGAAGGAUUUUUAGGGAAGAUGAUGAUGAAGAAAAAUGAAUCCUAGGAAAUGAAUAAAAUAAUAAUUGUUUGUUGUGUUUGGCUUGUAUGAGUUUGAGAAGGAAAGAAUUAAGCAACGUGAUGUAAUAGAACGUGGUGUGUUCGGUUCUGCUACCUAUUUGGAAUGUCGACCUAUUUCUAUAAUCUGCAGUAAUUUGUUUCUGUAUGCGUAAUUGCCUGUGGUAGUUUCCCAGAGGAGGAAAGGACAUUGGCCUUUGGACAGAUUCAUGGUAAUUUCCAGUCCACAGAAUUCCUUGAGGCUGUUUAGAACAGCUGUAAGUUUUUAUAGGAAUUGUAAUUUAUUUAUAUAUAAAUUAUAUAUAUUAUUUAUUUAUAUAAAAUUUUAAUUAUUUU